This is a messenger RNA of Miscanthus lutarioriparius, 1230 nucleotides long. The record is from the annotation of a GenBank genome assembly. NCBI's taxonomy places the organism in Eukaryota, Viridiplantae, Streptophyta, Magnoliopsida, Poales, Poaceae.
AUGUGGGCGGAGCGGGUGGUCGGGGAGCGCCGGAUGCGGCAGAUCCAGCGCUUCGCGCGGAACGCCAAGCUCACCGUCGUCUGCCUCCUCCUCACCGUCGUCGUGCUCCGCGGCACCGUCGGCGCCGGCCGCUUCGGCACGCCGCAGCAGGACCUCAUCGAGCUCCGCCAGCACUUCGUCUCCCACCCGCACCGGGCGCUCGCCGAGCACCACGACGCCAGAUCUCCGGACUGGGACGAGCAGCGCGCCGCCUGGCACCGCCGCCACCCGGAGACGCCGCCCUUCCUCAACGACAUCAAGCCGCGGGUGCUGCUCGUCACGGGCUCCUCGCCCAAGCCCUGCGAGAACCCCGUCGGGGACCACUACCUCCUCAAGUCCAUCAAGAACAAGAUGGAUUACUGCCGCGUCCACGGCAUCGAGGUCUUCUACAACAUGGCGCUGCUCGACGCCGAGAUGGCCGGCUUCUGGGCCAAACUCCCGCUCCUGCGGGCGCUGCUGCUCGCGCACCCGGAGGUCGAGUUCAUCUGGUGGAUGGACUCUGACGCCAUGUUCACCGACAUGGCAUUCGAGCUCCCAUGGGAGCGCUACGGGCCGUACAACCUGAUCAUGCACGGCUGGGACGAGAUGGUCUACGACAACAAGAAUUGGAUUGGGCUCAACACCGGCAGCUUCUUGCUGCGCAACUGCCAGUGGUCGCUUGACAUGCUGGAUACCUGGGCGCCAAUGGGGCCAAAGGGCCCUGUCCGCAUCGAGGCCGGCAAGGUGCUGACCAAGUCCCUGAAGGAUCGGCCAGUAUUCGAGGCCGAUGAUCAGUCGGCCAUGGUGUACAUCCUUGCAACACAGCGCGAGAAAUGGGGUGAUAAGGUUUACCUUGAGAAUGGGUACUACCUUCACGGCUACUGGGGGAUCUUGGUCGACAGGUAUGAGGAGAUGCUUGAGAAUUACAAGCCAGGGCUCGGCGAUCACCGGUGGCCGCUCGUCACCCACUUUGUCGGGUGCAAGCCAUGUGGCAAAUUUGGAGACUACCCUGUCGAGCGAUGCCUCAAGAAUAUGGACCGUGCAUUCAAUUUUGGGGAUAACCAGAUCUUGCAGAUGUAUGGGUUCACACACAAGUCACUAGCAAGCAGGAGAGUGAAGAGGAUCAGGAACGAGACCAGCAACCCUCUUGAGACGAAGGAUGAGCUUGGGUUGCUUCAUCCAGCAUUCAAGGCUGUGAAGACUUCCACAUGA